AUGGAGCCACAAGGGAUUGUCAAAGCCUUUCCCAAGAGGAAGAAGGUGAGGGAUGACUCAGGGCGAAGUGUCCCUCCAAAGAUCCCAAAAGAGGAAGGAACGAGGAUACCUGAGGCAGAGUGGCUGAAACCAGUCACUGCCUUUGUGUUGCAAGCUGGCAUUGGCCAAGCCAGAGCAGAGAUCUUCCACAAGGAGAUUGUCCAGAAUGGGGGUGUUGUACACAACCAGCUCUCCUCAGAGGUGACGCACGUCAUUGUGGCUGAAGACAUGAACUGUGACCGGGCAUUUCGGCUCCUUAAAUUAACCAAGCUACCUUCAAGGUUGCAGCUAGUGAAAGCAUCCUGGCUAAGUGCUUGCAUUAGAGACCAGAAGCUGCUGAGCACCGCUGGCUACGGUGUCUUUAUCCCUCACAGGUACCUGGAGGAGGGACAGCUGCAGAAAGAGAAGCAGCAGCAGGUCCUGGGCAGUGAAGAGAUCCAGCCCCCAGCAGAGGAGGGAGCAGUGAAACCAAGUAUUGAAGCACAGGUGGAGAAUUCUUCACAGCGAGGCCUGGGCAUCCUUGGACAGCAGCAGCUGGCUGAGAAAGACUCUGAUGAUGAAGACAGCGAAGGAGAAGAUGCUAGUGUCACCCAGGGAGAUCUGGAAGCAUUGAUUUCUGGCCACUACCCUGUGAAAUCAUCAGAGGAGACCAGUGACAGCUCUUCCACAGUGGCCCAGCCUGCCAGCAAGUGGGUUUGUGCUCAGUCCUCCAACAGCAAGAAGGAGAAUCACAACCAAUGCAUCACGGAGAAGCUGGAAGUGCUAGCAAAGGCCUACUCUGUCCAGGGGGACAAGUGGAGAGCCCUGGGCUACUCCAAAGCCAUCAAUGCGCUCAAGAGCUACCACAAACCAGUUACCUCCUACCAGGAAGCCUGUAAAAUCCCGGGGAUUGGGAAGCGGAUGGCAGAGAAGAUACUGGAGAUCUUGGAGAGUGGACACCUGCGCAAGCUGGAUCACAUCAGUGAGAGUGUGCCUGUGCUGGAGUUGUUUUCCAACAUCUGGGGAGCAGGGGUCAAGACAGCUCAGAUGUGGUAUCAGCAGGGUUUCCGGACGCUGGAUGAUAUCCGCACCAAGGCGACUCUUACCAGCCAGCAAGCUGUGGGGCUGAAGCACUACACGGAUUUCCUGGAGCGCAUGCCUCGGGAGGAAGCUGCAGAAAUAGAACAGACUGUCAGACAAGCUGCCCUGGCCGUGAAGCCUGGGCUUGUGUGUGUGGCAUGUGGCUCCUACCGUCGAGGGAAGCCCACCUGUGGAGACGUGGAUGUGCUCGUCACUCACCCAGAUGGGCAGUCUCACCGUGGGGUGUUCAGCAAGCUGCUUGACAGCCUCCACAGGAGCGGCUUCCUUACAGAUGACCUGGUGAGUCAGGAGGACAACGGCGAUCAGAAGAAGUACCUGGGGGUGUGCCGUCUCCCUGGGCCAGCCCAGCGUCACCGCCGGCUUGACAUCAUCGUGGUGCCUUACAGUGAGUUCGCCUGUGCCCUGCUCUACUUCACCGGCUCGGCUCACUUCAACCGCUCCAUGCGGGCCCUGGCCAAGACCAAGGGCAUGAGCCUAUCGGAGCAUGCCCUCAGCUCAGCUGUGGUGCGAGGCCCUGGAGGCAUCAAGGUGGCAUCUGGUCAUAUUCUGCCCACUCCCACUGAGAGAGAUGUCUUCAUUCAGCUGGGGCUGCCUUACCGGGAGCCCUCAGAACGGGACUGGUGACACCCGGCUGUCACCCAGCACCCUGGGCCCACUGCCGUGCUGCUGUUUUGAAGGGUGCUGUUUUCCUGAGUGCUGCUCUGUGGUGACUG
Cariama cristata (Red-legged seriema) is the source of this 1832-nucleotide messenger RNA. It is a transcript of the gene POLL, whose product is annotated as polymerase (DNA directed), lambda. The transcript has 8 exons. Gene Ontology annotation, biological process: double-strand break repair via nonhomologous end joining. The record is from RefSeq and is a predicted model, not a curated record. The coding region runs from base 1 to 1743 and encodes 580 amino acids. Gene Ontology annotation, cellular component: nucleus. Gene Ontology annotation, molecular function: DNA-directed DNA polymerase activity; DNA binding. Lineage: Eukaryota; Metazoa; Chordata; Aves; Cariamiformes; Cariamidae.